GUUUGAAUAAUAGAGCUGUGGAAAGAACUUACAUCUGGGUAGACAAUAGUCCAGUAGACUAUGUGAACUGGCAAUAUGGCAAGCCAAUUGCUGGCAGCAUUCUUGAAAAUUGUAUCGCAAUGGAUAGAAGAAGUGGACAGUGGAGAGACAUCAGAUGCACAUAUUCUCGCCCAUACAUAUGUAAAAAGAAUUUAGGUGAGUGUUUACAAAUGCUAUUAGAGCAAUCUAUUUAUUUUAUAUACACUGAAAAGAAUAUUUCCGAAUAUGAGAAAAUACAAAAGACUACAACAAUAAACUAUAUGAUUUGUGACUUUUAUUAAUCCGCAUUUUGGAUCCGUACAACUAUUAUCGCAUAUGACGUUCUGGAUAAAAGGGAAACUGCCGUUCUCCCACGUGGUAGCGAAAAACCUACUGAUCUGCGACAUAACUGAAUGGAAAUAUAAAAAUGAAUUAAACAUUCGUGAACAGUAAUUAUUUGGAUCAUGAGAUUUUCAUAGGAGUUGAUGAACAGAAGUGGAUUCGCAAAAUGCUCACUAUGCGACUUUUAUUUAGAAACGGUACGAAAAUACGCCAACUCUUGAUUACAUUACGACAACUAAUUCACGACAACGAUUCUUACUUUAGCUGAUUAAGGCAAAACAUUGCCGACCUGGAAGGUUGAUAGGUCGGCAUUUUAAUACUGUAGGUCGGCAUUGCCGAAUGCCGAUCUCGUUUUCGAGAGUUGUUAAAUUAUAUUUUUCGACGAAAAUGACCUACCUGUUCUUCCAGCAGAAGACACCGAACUAGACACAACCAGGAGUUACAUUUCAAUCCAAUUCAGACGAUUAACUGAACUAAAGAACUUCACUAUUUUGACCACGGUUAUAAACAUACAAACAUGGCUUCCCAAUUGUGUAUUGAAUAAUUCAAACAAAUGUUGUCAUGUGAUUAUACCGGAAAUGCCCGGAAGUUAAUAAUAUGUUAAUUUGAUUAUAUAUGAUAAAUAAUAAUUCAAAAUUGUACUAUUUCACUAAGAAUUGUCGUGACAAAAAAUUAAUAAUUAUGUUAAAUUUCAACAAAUUGUAUUUUUCUGCUUUUCCCCCUUAAACAGUUUGAUUACAGAAGAUAAAUAAUUAAUAAGUAAUAGAACGAAUUAAGUAUUACUAUUUAAUAAAUGCCAUAAUCAAAUUCAUCCCAGGCUGUGCCUGUCAAAUAAAAGAUUUUGGCUAUGCACAUGUAAAGAAAUAGGUACGCAGUGCGUACAUGUUGCAUGCCAUCAAAACCUAUAUAUAUAGAGCUAUAUAGAGCUUUUAGACAACAAUUUCCCAUCUUUUUCUUAACUCAUUGAGCCGCAAUGCGCUCUAAUUAUUUUUUUACUUGUCUAACGCCAGGCAAUUUUACUCGUCAGUGGGGAAGCUCUGCAGCUUAACGGGUUAAAAAGCAACUUCCUCUAACGGGGAGGGGGAAGGGGCAGAAUCAUCUGAAAAAUUGCCCUUCGAGGGUUGGCCACUGGAAAAUAUAGGUAUAAAGGGAUUGGCCACACCAAAGUUUCUGGACGGUACACUAAAUUGCACCAGACCCCUAAAUUGCCGUAGACCUCGCGCAUGCGCAGAUUCAACUGGAUAUCAUCUUUAAGAGACAAGAAAAGAAAAUCAUAAAUGAUGAAUAUAUUUUGGUAGUCUUUUCGGUUUCAUUGUCCCAAAACUUGUUUAUUCGUGUAGUUUGGUGUCUACCCAAACUAUCUUGGUUGGCAAACUUUGUACGCCAUUCAACCAAGUUCUCCCGCUUUUUUAGAAUGUUCCUCCGUGAUAUCUCUACAUUCUUCAAUGGUAACGGUAACCGAUACUUACAAUGCCACCGGUAUGGGCGCAGAUAAGGCCAUAUUAACUGAUGAGAAGGACUACGAUUCUAUUUGGUGCACUAAUAAUACAUCCGGUACUGCAAAAAUCACGGUAAUUGAUGUUUCUUUUAUUUCGCAUAUUUAACGCUGAUUGUUUUACUUAAGAUAAAUAUAUCACUUUCCUGGUUUCAUUGCGUACAAUUUCAAAUGUAUACAGGGGCGGCGCUAACCCUCUUCGAGUUGGGAGGGAGUGAUCUUUUGCCGACUGUUGUUUGGUAAUUUUACCGACCCAUUAGCCUAUAGUAAAUGUGCAUGUUUAAAUGCGCUUUAUUACCCUCUAUUAAGCCGGUUUUCCACUAAAGAAUUAUUCCGCGCGAAGCAACGUUUGUCUGUAUCCAUUUUGAAGCCUUCGAAAACCGUCAAAAUUGAGGUCGCCAGAAAAGGCCUACCUAAAUCUGACCUAGGUCUCGGCAUUUCUUAAAAUCUGUUUCACGUGUUGGAGCACAGUAGAAAAGGGAAGAGGGGUUCUAGACCGGGUGGUGCGGGUGGUGUACUAAGCACCACCCAUGACGUCAUCAGGAUAUCAUAUUGUACUGAUUAUACGCGCUUGUAAUGUAUUUAAAGAGUGUGGACCAAUGAUUACUAGCAUUUUAAGAACAUUUUACGAUUUAAUACUUUGCUAAUAUUUAUCCCCACAUAUAUUCCUUCUAACAAACUGAGUGGAGUUUAACAUGUUCUCGAUAUAUAUUCUACGAACGUUGUUGUAAUGCUUGUGGGACGUAGAUAUUGUACGCAUGCGCGGUGAGAUUUGCGUUUUACGAAACUUUCUGACUUAUAGGAGUUUGCUAAGAUUCCGGGGGAAAUUCUGCAGAGAAUAUCCCAGUUUAUUCAAAAUUCCCCAAAAUCAUAAAGAAAAUAGAAAUAGAGUAUAAAAGGUGUACUUGAAUUCAUCUUAUUACAAGGUUUUAUUAGAUUAUCUUAGAGUGUCCACUACUUUAACACCAUCCUUGGUCUUACCUGGGGAUGUAUUCACCAUGUUUAGAACUGUUAAAAACAAGGAACAAUAAAAAUCUAGACAUACAUAUGAAAAUUUUUAGACAGAACUAAGCAGUUGCUAAGCCCAAGUUAAAAUCGGUGUCAACGCCGUUGUUAUGGUCGAUAUUUGCAUAUUACAGAGUCACUAAAAAGUGAUUAACUCGCCCACCCCGUGUGGAUAUAUAUAAUUUCUUUAUUUCACCCAGCGAGCUUGAGAUAGGAAAAAAAUACUAACACACAGAGAGUUAUUACAGAUGAUAUGCAAGCUAUAUCGAAGUUUUGUCGUUUGCGGCUCUCUAAAACGUAUAACGCCAAAGUCAUUAACAGUCAUUCAUGGAUUACAAGCAAAAUUUCAAUCAAUUAAACUAAUAUUUAAAUCCCGUUCUGCCAUAUGGGGUCUGGGAGAGAAUAUGUUGCUGUCGAGAGUUAUAUAAACACAUGGAAGUUAGAUGUCAUGAUAUAUAAUUGUCAAGCGAUUUCUAUAUUUUAGCGCUAGUUUUUUAAAGUACUAAAGCUCGGAUAAGGUUAAUAAAUUUAAGCUAUAUUAAAGCACACCGGUUGCUAUGUGUUGUUAGGGUGAAACUAAUUAAAGGAUUAACUUUUUAUCAGAGAUUUGCAUUUUCUACUGUGUGGAUAAAUACGGGUAGAUUAGGAUAUUCAUUGCGCGGGCGUCGCGGGUUAUCCGUGCGGGUUGGAAACACAACAAUAAUGAGGUUUAUAUUGGAAGAGAGAAAGCAAUUUAGACAAUGCAGGAGCGCUUUGCAGCCAAAAGUUUACACAAGAAUUCAAUCUUAAAAUACAUUUAUUUCUUCGAGACGUUUACAAAGUUAAUGUGGUCUACUUCUUAGAGCAUAAUGUGUUUGAUUUUAUUUAAAUUACGCACAACAAUUUAAAUGUUUUUUUGUAAUAAGAGUCGUUUGGCUUAAUUGUUCAUUCGCCAUGGUUUCUAUGCUCAUAGCCCUACAUCAACCCUACAUCGACCACACAUCGACCCCACAUCGACCCUACAUCGACCCCACAUCGACCCCACAUCAACCCUACAUCGACCCCACAUCGAUCCUAAAUUGAACCUUAUCUUCCUUAUCCUUAUCUUUAUCUUCCUUAUCUUUGUCUUUUUAUCUUCCUUAUCUUUGUCUUUUUAUCUUCCUUAUCUUUAUCUUCCUUAUCAUUAUCUUUUUAUCUUCGUUAUCUUUAUCUUCCUUCUCUUUAUCUUUUAAUCUUCUUUAUCCUUAUCUUUAUCUUCCUUAUCUUUAUCUUUUUAUCUUUUUAUCUUCCUUAUCCUUAUCUUUAUCUUCUUAUCUUUAUCUUCUUAUCUUUAUCUUCUUAUCUUUAUCUUCUUAUCUUCCUUAUCCUUAUCUUUAUCUUCCUUAUCGUUAUCUUUAUCUUCCUUAUCAUCAUCGAAUGGCUUUAGGAUUCAAUGAUUCACUCUUAUGAUUCAAUGAUUCACUCUUAUGAUUCAAUGAUUCACUCUUAUGAUUCAAUGAUUCAAUCUUCUGAUUCAAUUAUUCAAUCUUAUACUCCCUAGGCUCGGAGACAGCUCCUUAGGUUCGGAGGUUCACAGAAGCUUCACAGACGCUUCACAGAAGCUUUACAGAAGCUUUACAGAAGCUUCACAGAAGCUUUACAGAAGCUUUACAGAAGCUUCACAGAAGUUUUGAAGUUUAUGUGAAGCUUCUGUAAAGCUUCUGUGAAGCUUUUGUGAAGCUCCGAGCCUAAGGAGCUGUCUCCGAGCCUAGGGAGUAUAAGAUUGAAUAAUUGAAUUAUAAGAUUGAAUAAUUGAAUCAUAAGAGUGAAUCAUUGAAUCAUAAGAGUGAAUCAUUGAAUCAUAAGAGUGAAUCAUUGAAUCCUAAAGCCAUUCGAUGAUGAUAAGGAAGAUAUUGUUUUAGUAUUUUUGUGGGGGUUUUUGGGACUGAAUAUAUAUUAAUUUUGCUUAUUUCUUUAUCAGUAUAACUUACACAAAAUGGGUAGGCGCCAUUUUGAAAAUUUCGGGUUUGUUAUAUUCACUUGUAGGUGAAUAUAACAGCUUGAAACGUCAAAUUUGACCAAUCAACUUGUAGGAUUUGUUAUGUUCACUUGUGCAAAAAUACUAAUUACGUAUUAUAGGCCGUUUACAUUUAACACACUUUGAGGUUGAUCUUAUUGCGGAUCCUUAAACUUCUUGUCGAGUAUCCGCAAGUGUCCACCGUUUAAUAGAUGGUAAAAAUGCCGGGCUACUAGGCAAGAAUUUUGCUUCCUUUUUGAAAUGUGGACCGAUCCGAGGGCACCUAACGAGGUGGUCUAGUGUAGAUCGAACUUGAUUGUCAAAUGGGUCUCGGAUCUGUCUAAAUUACUGGUGUGGACAGGAUUCAAUGAUAGGAUUCAAUGAUUCACUCUUAUGAUUCAAUGAUUCACUCUUAUGAUUCAAUGAUUCACUCUUAUGAUUCAAUGAUUCAAUCUUCUGAUUCAAUUAUUCAAUCUUAUACUCCCUAGGCUCGGAGAUUGCUCCUUAGGCUGGGAGGUUCACAGAAGCUUCACAGAAGCUUCACAGAAGCUUUACAGAAGCUUUACAGAAGCUUUACAGAAGCUUUACAGAAGCUUUACAGAAGCUUCACAGAAGCUUUGAAGUUUAUGUGA
Messenger RNA from Paramuricea clavata, 5467 nucleotides. Lineage: Eukaryota; Metazoa; Cnidaria; Anthozoa; Malacalcyonacea; Plexauridae. The record is from the annotation of a GenBank genome assembly.